AAGCUUUGCGCCUUUUUUUAAUUUAUGAUUUCUCUACCAUGCAGAAAACUUGUAAGAAGUAUUUCGUGAACAUGGACGAGUACCUAGCCAGCAUCGGUUUGUACAGGAAGAUGAUGGCCCGAGACGCGUCCUGCCUCUUUCGAGCUGUUUCUGAGCAGCUUUAUUACUCUCAGAACUACCAUCACAAAAUAAGGAAAGACUGCGUCGAGUUCAUGAGGGCAAACAGAUGCAACUUCGAACCUUUCGUUGAAGGCUUUUUUGAGAAGUAUUUGGAGCGUUUGGAGGAUCCCAAGGAAACUGCAGGCCAAGUGGAAAUCAAGGCUUUGUCUCUGCUUUACAGGAGGUGCUUUGUCAUUUACAGAUACCCAGGGAAGCCGCCAACCAAGAUUGGAGAAGAUGACAGCUUGCCCAAGAUUUUGCUCUGUUGCUCAAGCAAUGGUCAUUAUGACAUUGUCUACUCAAGGGCCUAUCCAGUGGAUGCAGCAGUGUGCCAGUCGCUUUUGUAUGAAUUGUUGUACACACGUGUUCUGGGCAUUGAAGAGGAGGAUCUGCAUAUGGCUCUGGAUGGGUGUCGAGUGGUGGGGCGUCGGUACAGGAAUAGCCUGUCUGUGUGCAGUGAGGAGGCUGGUUAUGAUACCCCUGAGGAUAGGGGUCUGAGAGAGGAAUGGGAGCUUGGUGGUCAUAACCGCACUGAGGAUAAAGCCAAAUUUGGAGCAGAAGACCAAAAAGCUCCUGAUGGAUCAGCAAAGGUUGCUCUUCCCUACAAGGUACUGAAAGCCUUAGAGCCUGAAGUGUACCGCAAUGUGGAGUUUGAUGUCUGGCAAGACUGCCGCAAAGAACUCCAGAAGACUGAUUACAUGGUGUUUGCUGGGAGACAGUAUUUCUUAGGAGACAAGUGUCAGGUGCGUUUGGAUCCUAAAGGGAAGUACUACAAUGCUUUCAUCCAGGAAGUAGGGACUCACCCCAGCGCUGUGACUGUGUUUAUUGAAGAGCUGGGAGAAAAGCACUUGGUAUCUUUGACUAAUCUGAAGCCAGUGAAUCCUGUCCCAGCAUGGAACAUAACACCGAGCAGAAAGGGCAGCUCCUACAGCCAUGCUGAACAUUAUUCUGGAGAACUAGACCCAGAGCUGCGUGGACGGCGGAGAUUCCUGAAGAAAGCUAGAGGUAAAGAGAUGCUGAUGGCUAUGUCUUAUGGACGGCCUCAGCCUGGCUUGCCCCCCCGCCUGCAGCCCUGCCCAGGGAACCUGGCCCCUAUUCGUGCUCCUGGAGUGCAUGCUCCUGCUCCUCCCCCACCUGGCCUCAGUUACGAGCACUACCGCCCACACCCUGCCCCAAGACCGCCUCGUGGAUAUGGACCACCUAGCUCAGCACGUUUCCUGAAUAGACAACAUAUCAUUGGACCAGAGGUGGCUUACUAUCCGAGCGCUGGCAAACGCUGCUACCAGAGCUUUGACAAUUAUUCCUUUAAAUCACGCAGAAGUAGGCGUCAGAUGCACUCGGUGAAUAAGGAAUGUCAGUUCAGCUUUGUGCCUGAGCCUGAAGACGAAGCCCAGGACAUGGAAGGAACCAUGACCUUCUACGAAGUGGAGGAAGCAGAUGAAAAUGCAUUCUCUCCCAUACAGGGACAAACGGUUACCAGUACUAUGGUACCUGGUGCUGCUACUUACUGGGUGUCACAAGGCCCAAGCCCUAUUCCAUCUGGCAAACAGCCCAUAGCAUCAUCUGAAGAGGACCCUGAUGAAAGGAGCACCGCUGGAGACCAUGGUGAAUACUCAGAGGAGUAUAUUUUUUCUGCCUCUGAUGCAGGAUUUCAGAGUCCAUCUGUUUAUGCUGCUGCAGAGUCUACCACCAACCUGACCAUUCAAGAGGGAGGCUCUCGUGCUGGGUCACCACAAGAGGGCAUUGCUACCUACAGUUACUCACAACAGGUGGUGGUAAAGUCAGCAGUCCUUUCUUCCUCUCAGCCAGUCAAUUCUGCCCCUGCUGCCAUCUUUACUUCCAACUCUUCUCCUUCUUCCUCAGCUGGGAGUUCCCAUAGCCCCCCAAAUCCCUUACAACCUUCCAGCAUCACACCCGGGCAGCCCCCACCUCUGCACACAGUGGGGAGGCCAGUGUCUCCAUGGUUUGUUAACGAGAUGGGGGAACCAGUCACUGUGGCUCCACCUCCGCCUUACUCCUAUGACCCCAGUGGCAAUGACCUGCCUAGAGAUUGCAAGGUUCUCCAGUAUUUUUUCAACUUAGGGGUGCAGACUUACCAGCAGAGUUACUGGCAUUCCAUGGUGCACAUGCAGCAGAUGUACCAGCUGCCCGGGGCUGGUGGGGAGCCUCAGUUUCAGCCUUACCUGACUCCUGCUGCAGCAGCUAGUCCAGACCACACUGUCCCCCAGCCUUACCCUGAGCCUGCCCGUUCAUGUCCCCACCCUCAGGGUGAGCCGGCCAGCAACGGCACUCCUCUGGCUAUGGAGCCCUCCACUGCAGCAGUCCCUGGCACUGUGUUCUUCCCACUGGUGCAGGAGCAGUGCAGCCAACCCCCACUCCACUCUACCUACGAGCCCUACGUGCCUGUGCUCUCCACCACCUACCACUACCUCACACCCUGGACCCCCGGGCCUCUCCCACAUCCACGUUUCCACCAUACCUCAUACUGUCCCUCAUCCCACCCUCAUGUUAAUUACAUUACCACCCCAACCCACCCCACACACUUUGUGCCACCCAGUAUGUAACUAAUCACUAAGAGGGGC
Colossoma macropomum (tambaqui) is the source of this 2741-nucleotide messenger RNA. RefSeq names its product ALG13 UDP-N-acetylglucosaminyltransferase subunit (gene alg13). The coding region runs from base 39 to 2723 and encodes 894 amino acids. Gene Ontology annotation, molecular function: cysteine-type deubiquitinase activity. The record is from RefSeq and is a predicted model, not a curated record. Gene Ontology annotation, biological process: protein deubiquitination. Lineage: Eukaryota; Metazoa; Chordata; Actinopteri; Characiformes; Serrasalmidae. The transcript is spliced from 24 exons.